AAGACUUGAACGUGCAAAAAUUUAUGCGGUUUAAUUUUUUUCGGCAUUAAGUUUGCUAUAUGACGCGAAUAAUCAAACAUUAACAAGUACCAUAGAAAUACGCGCAAAAUAUUCAAAAUAAAUAUUUAAAAAUUAGAUUAACACACAAGUGAAUUCUAGUCAUCAUAUAGAACGCGACCUCGAAAAUUUAUAUUUUUUUGAGAAUAACAAAAAAUUGAAAGAUAACAACUUUAAACGCCGUCCAUAUAUGUAAAUAUAAAAUUGAAAACAAAUACAAAUUACCAAAAGAGAAAAUAUUGAGCUUCACAGCUGUGAUAAAAAAAAAUCACGUUAAAAUAAUACGUGGCUUUCUGUGAUUACUCGACUGCAUUCGUUCAACGUCAUUUACAUUUUUUAUGAGAAAUAAAUGUUGCAAAAGUGAACGUUUCAUAAAUUCGGGAGUAAAAUAGUGGCAACACAUUCACAUAUGCUCGCCGUUCAAGUUGUUAUUUGUUGAAUAAUUGAUAAGUCAAGCAGGCAGCCAGCAUGAACCGAAAAAGUGAUGCAUCAAUUCAUUAGACUGUGAAUAGUAAUUAUGAGUGCGCACAACUAAAAUUGCCGCGAAUCAUGAAAAAAAUGAUCGAUAUGAAAGAAAUUUUGUCGAAAAAUACCGAAAAAACGUAAAAAUUGCAUCGAAAUGAUGUUUGUACGGAAACUAGUCAAUCGCAUCAGGAAGAUGAAGAAUUUUAAUGUUCUGAUAUGGAUUUGUUGGGUCGUCUGUCUCACACAAAUUCUUGCCUUAUCCACGUUGUACAAAAGCUUACCAGACAUUCCUGCAAAUGGUCCUCUCAUCACUUUAGUUGAUCAACCGGAGCUUCGAGUGGAUUCUGAGCUCAACGAACACAUCGACGACAGUCUCAAAAAUGCCACAGCGUUCGUGAUGAUCAACAAUCCCAACGAAAAUGAUCCAGAAUUGCCGCCUACAUCAACGGAAAAGUCCGAAAUUGACGAAAUUCCAUCCUCGCAAGAAGAAAUUGCUCCAUCCACGGAAGAAUCCGCGACAAAAGACGACAUUUCCGCGGAAAAAAUCAAACCUGCGACGCCGCAAGAGCAAAACAACACCGAAGACGGCACAAUUCCCGUGUUUUCGGAAUGGGCGCAGAAGCAAAUGCAAGAAGCUGAGCAAAAACAAAAAGAAGAAGAGGAAAACGGCAGUGUCGUUAUCCCGAAAAGUCAGCGUCAGCACAAUCCGAAGCAUCAAGUGGUGAAAUUACGAGCGAAAAAUUAUGCUUCUCCCGAUUGCGGCGCGAAAAUCCUUGCUUCGAACGCUGAUGCGCAAAGUACGGGUUCUGUUCUCACUGCUUCGAAGGACGAAUAUUUGCUCAGUCCGUGUACGAGUCGCAUUUGGUUCGUCGUUGAGUUGUGCGAACCCAUUCAAGCGGAAAAAAUCGAUUUGGCGAAUUUCGAGCUUUUUUCGUCGUCGCCCAAAAACUUCACUGUAGGCGUUUCCAAUCGAUUUCCGACACGAGAUUGGUCCAAUGUGGGUCAUUUUACGGCGAAAGAUGAGCGAGAUGUUCAAACUUUCGUCUUGCAUCCGCAAUUAUUUGGAAAAUUCGUGCGAGUUGACAUCCAAUCGCACUACAAUUCGGAGCAUUAUUGCCCGGUUUCGCUCUUUCGCGUAUACGGAACGUCCGAAUUUGAGGCAUUUGAGACGGAAAAUCAACCGACAGUGAUAGCGACGCCCGAUGAUUUGGAAGAUGAGGAGGAAGAAGAUGAAGGAAAUGCCGUUUUUGAGCCGAGUAUCGACGAACCGCUGCGUCAUGGGAAGAAAAAAUCAAAAACUAAAGGCGAAAAGGAGAAAAAUAUCCUCAAAACAGCGGGAGAAGCUGUCAUGAAUAUGGUUAAAAAGGCAGCCGAAGCACUUUCGAAGACAAACGAACAUCAAAAUCGAACUUUAAGGACAUUCAAAACGCGCGAAUGUGUGUCUGUCAUUACGCCAUUCCUGUGUAACUCGUGCCCGACGCAACUUAGUGCUUCAGUUCAACAAGUUGCGGCAUGUUACGACGACGUAUUAACCCAAUUAGCUGCAAAUCCCGUCGUCACUGAGAGUCUUUCACGUGAUCUUUGUGCCAUUUUUGUUGAUCCCGCUCUCAACAAAGCUCAGUUACCGCCAACUCCGUCGACAAUUCGUCGUAAUUACGUCGCAACGAUGCUUCCGUUGAACAUUUCCAUCGGUGUUUGCAACAAAAUCCAUUGGGAACACCUGAAAUCCUUGGAAGCCAUUGACAAAAUGAAGAAUGAGGUGCCAUUUGUGGAAGAAAAUCACGAAAAAGAGUCAAAAGUCGCAGAAGAAGUCAAUGAAAACGAACAAAAACCGCAAGAAAAUGCUGAAGUUCAGUCCGAAAAGGAAGAAAUCUCGCACGAGGAACGAAUUUUCCAAAAUGCGGAAGACAGUCAACCCCCAUUGUCGCAAGAAACGAACGAAACAGAGCCCGAAACUGUCACAAAUAGCAUCGACAAUGUCUCUACUGAGGAUGUUCAAGUCGUUAUUGACGCGCCUCCGUUAGCGCCCAUUAAUUUGCCCGAAAAAAUUGCAACUUCCGAAGAGGAAGUUGCUGAAAAUGAUAAAAUUGAUGAAAGCCCGUCGCAUGAAACGAUCGAAAUAAAUGGAAAUAAUUCAUGGGAGAAUUUAGAAACGCUUUUGGCGAGCAAUGGAAAUGGAGGAGACUCGGUUCCAACGACCAAUCCAACGAUAAAUCACAAACAAGGUCAACCAGAAAGUGUUUUCCUGCGUUUGUCGAAUCGGAUAAAGUCACUCGAGAGGAAUAUGUCGCUAUCGGGUCAGUAUUUGGAAGAGCUUUCGCGUCGUUACAAGAAGCAAGUUGAAGAGUUGCAACAAUCUUUCGCCAAAACUUUGCAUCAUAUCGAGGAGCAAAAUCGUAAAAAUACUGAUCGCGAGCAACAAUUGUACGAACAAAACCUGCAAAUGCGUCACGAUUUGAAUGAAGUGAUCGAAACAUUGCAAAAUUGGAAGAUUAUUGUCACUUAUUGCGGCGGAUUUCUCUUCGUUCAGUUACUUUUCAUGUUUUUCGUGCUGCGAAACUGCUCAAGACGCAAUAAUUUGUUGACAGAAGCGCUCGAAGCGACAAUCGCAGCGUCAAAAAAGAAGAAAAAGAACAAAGGAGACCUAAAACGAAGGAAAUCCAUCGAUGGCACGUUACAUAGUUCACCUUCUGUGAGGCAAAGACGCCCCAGCGAAGAAGCUCUGAAGAUUACGGGACAUUACGAGGACUUGCUCAUCUCUUCGGGAGGCGGCGAUGAUGUUCGUAACAUCGGUUCGGGCAGCGAAGGCACCGAUUUCGUCGAAGUAAUGAAAGUUUCCGACUCCGUUUCGAGCAAAAAGAAGAAAAAUAAGGAAAAAAUCCGAAAAACAUCGACAGGAAGUCGUUUAUCGAAACGCAGCAGUUCCGGCGACAGUAAUUUACUGCGUGGCGAGUCACCAGCUGAAUACGACAUCAAAAAUGGGAACUUGAUUCGAUGUAAUGCCGACAAUAAACCCAUUGAAGAAAUGCCAUAUUUGGAAGAUAACGACGAAUUUAUCAUCCCAACAGCGUCGGAGCUGUCCUAUAACGAGUACGUGCCCUCGAUGUCGAGUAGUCAGCGAAUUAACGGCAUGGAUUCCUCAAUUUCGGACACUUCGUCACGCUCAAGCAACACAAAACUCGACAAAUCCCGGAGACUUUCGUCGCCAGCAUUUUUCAAAUCGGCUCUCGGGCGUUCGAGUACAAGGAAAUCGUUGCCGCCCGUCGUUCAAACGAGCGGAUGGGAAUGGUAUCGCUUGCGAAAGUCGAAAGCAAAGUCAGAAAGCCCCGAUGUGAUCAGUGUCGGAGCCGGAAGUAACAUCAGCACAUCCACGCCGAUCGUUGACAAGAGUGAUGCGAACAGCGACGAGGCUUCGAGCAAAUCUAAGAAGGCAGGCGGGAGCUUUCGACGCAUUCUGAAGAAGGUUUUUUAAAAAUCUUUGCAGAUCCAAAAAAAAAAAAAACUUACCAAAAAUACUUUAAUUUAUUUUUGUAUAAAAAAUUGUUAUUUAGAAAAAUAUCGAUCUAUCAUCAUUUUUAAUAUAUUUACAAAGUAAAUUGUAUCCCAGUUCAUUUCAUGUUUCAUCUCGCGUUAAAAAUAAAAGUACAAAGACUGAGUUACUUUGUAAGUUCACGUUUCUCCUUUUUCCUCCUCCUUAAUUAUUACUUAGGUUAAUAAACACAAGAAGAACAAUAAAAAGUUGAAUAGUUAGUUAGAAAAUUUAGUUAGAGCUUCAUUGCAUAUCGUUAUUUACUAAUUUAGUCACUUGCGUUUAA
Molecule: messenger RNA, 4337 nt
Organism: Culicoides brevitarsis
Lineage: Eukaryota; Metazoa; Arthropoda; Insecta; Diptera; Ceratopogonidae
Product: SUN domain-containing ossification factor
Exons: 4
Coding region: 677-3994 (1105 amino acids)
Biological process (GO): protein folding in endoplasmic reticulum
Cellular component (GO): membrane; cytoplasm
Source: RefSeq, a predicted model, not a curated record